UCUCUUACAUGGUCAGUGUGUGUUUACGAUAAAGCACCUGUCUGUUGCCUGCUCCAUUUACAUGAUGAAGAACCUUCACUUUAAGGAUUUCUUCUGGAACUCGGACCUGACCUCCACUGUCGGGUAUGAUGCCAUCAUUCAAUAUCUCAAUGAUGGCAAGAGGACAUGCAAGGAGGUGGAGGAUUUUAUGAAAGCCAGGGCAUCAGUUGAAGAGAAGUAUGCCAAAGAACUCCUUAGUUUGUCCAAGAAGGUGUGUGGACACAGUGAGAUGAACACAUUAAAGAGAUCCUUGGACAUGUUGAAAUUACAGACUGAACAAGUAAGUCUGUCACAUUUACAACUGGCCCAAAACAUGAGGGAGGAGGCCAAGAAACUGGAAGACUUCAAAGAAAAGCAGAAAGAAGCUAGGAAAAAGGUAGAACAACAAAUGGAUGCUCUCCACAAACAGAGGUCCUCACAGUACAAGAAGACAAUGGAUUCAAAGAAGACUUAUGACCAGAAGUGUCGAGACAAAGAAGAAGCGGAUCAGAACGUGAACCGAAACACCAACACCAACAACACCAAGCACAUGGAAAAGCUCUACGCAAAAGCACAGCAGGCAAAACAGAACGCAGAAGAAGCAGACAGGUUAUACCAGCAGAAUGUCACUACACUGGGAAAGAUUAGAGAUGACUGGAUAAAGGACCAUAUCAAAGCCUGUGAGAUGUUUGAGAAGCAGUCAGUGGAGCGGAUCAACUUUCUGAGAAACACAGUCUGGACUCACCUCAACCAGUUAUCCCAGCAAUGUGUGACCAGUGACGAGCUCUAUGAGGAAGUGAGGAAGUCACUAGAGCAGUGUGACAUCCAGGAAGAUAUUGAACAUUUUGUAAACCUCAGACAGACUGGUGAUAAACCACCAGUUCCAGUUGUGUAUGAGAACUUCUAUAGUGGUCAGAGAUCUCCAACUGGAGCACCACCCUUUCGAAUGCCUCCACCAGUCAACAGGAGGGGACCAUUACCUCUGCCAACACAGAACAGUAAUGAUGAGUCGCACUACUCAACAGUGGAGGACGCAGGCUACAGUGUUAUCCAGUACUAGCACACAUAUCUGCAGGAGGAAUUACUGCACACACUGUGGACUGUUCUUUGUGUCAAACUUCAGGGUUACUUUGUACUUCUCCUCACUUCCUCUUUUAUGAUUUCCUGUAAAAGGAAGGUCAUACCAGAGAGGAAAACGUGUGUCAUAAAUGCAGAUAGAGUUUAAGUAAUAGUGAACAUUUUAUUUUGGAGUACUUGAUUCUGUUUUUAAAAUUAGAACAGACUUGAAUGGUGAUGCUUUUGCAGUACAUUAGUGAUAAACAUCUACAGCUGUAUUGUCGAAUUCCUGUAUAAAUGUAGGGGCUCAUUGUGCUGACAGACAGCCUUUUAAUGUGUCGGUGCCAUGCAAGGUUCUUUCUUCUACAUAACUGCGUCACAUUUUACUUUUAAUUAUUUAAAAAAAUAGUCUAUUCAUAUUUUAAACACAAUAAGAUCCUGUGUAAUCUAGGUUUCAUUUCCCCUUGAGUAUGAAAGUGUCACGUCAGCUGACAGGUAUACGAGAAAACCUCAUGCACACACAGUAGACACACCCUAGUCAAGUGCAACCUGCACCCAACACUUUUUCAGACAAGGGUUAAAAGUUUUAUGCUCUGAACCAACAUUCCUGUAAUUAAAAUGUGUGUGAUGAUGAUUUAUAAUAUAUUUCUGAAUACUGGAGGAGGAUUGUAAGAGUUUCACUGUGUUUUUGGUUUUUUUUCCUUCUGCCCAUAUUAACGACUUUUUGUAGCAAAAAGUAAGUAGAUAGCAUUUGAUUCUGCGACCGAUCUGCUGUUGGUUUUUGUUAAAAACAUUGUUCUUCACUGCACUUCUUGAGACAUUUUUAUUCAUUAAACAGUGUUUUUACAAUACUGUACAAAAAUCUUCAGACAACCCUCAUUCCUUUAAAUUUGAUAAGUGCAACAAUUUAUUUAAACGUGUGCAAACAAACAUGGAAAUAAAGCGUACAAUUCUAAUGAGUUUGAAAGCCAAUAGUAUGAUCACAUUUAUUCAACAAGCCUGAACUCUUUUAGUCAAAAUUGCUUCUAAUUUCUUUAAGUAGUCUACAGGAAUAGUUCUCCAGGCUUCUUGAAGGACAUUCAAAGCUCUUCUUCAAAUGUUCACUGCCUUUUGUUCUGUUCUCUCUCAUGAUGAUCCCACACUGCUUCAGUAAUGUUGAGAUACGGGCUCUGGGGAGGCCAAUCCAUGACUGUUAGCGGGCAUUUUUAUGUCCAGGCAUGCUUUUACUUCAGUGGCAGUGUGUUUAGGAUCACGUGGUUGUGUUUGUCAUGCUAAGAGAUGAAGCUAUUGCUAUCACACUCUUUAUGUAGCAUUGCAUUAUUUAUUGAAAUCUGACUGUACUUUACUUCAUUUUUAAUCCUGUCAAUUUUUGCAUUUUUUUUAACAAUGGUUAAAAGCCAAGAUGCAGCUCCAAUGGUGACAGACCCUCAACUGUGAUAUACAGGUGGUUGUAGGCACCUCUCUCAUCUUGAUUCCAGUUUUUGUGCAGUUUGGCAAACCUCAGCCUUUUCUCCCCAUUCCCUUCCUUAAGAAUGACUUCUUGACAGCCACCAAGACCAUUUCUGAUGGGGCUUUGGCAAACGGUAGAUAAAUCAUCUGAAGAUCCCUCUCUUGUCUCCUGUGUCAGCUCUUUGGAUCUUGUCGUAUUUUAAGGACAUGACUCUCACAUACUGUUAAUCUGCUGUAGAUAGUUUUUAUACCUGCAACUUCUUUUGUCCUCAUUUGUACAGUUUUUUUUCUAUAUAUGCCAAGUUUUCAACAAAUAGCUCUUUGGGUUCAAAAACACUAUUUUAUGCCUGUUAAUCUGUGUUUUCAUUGGCAUUUUUUGUAGAUUCAACUACAGAAAUGAGAGGUGGCUCAAGGCUUUUCCACAGCACUGUAAAUUGAGGCACUUUCUGAUCCCUGUGUUUAUACAGGUUGUAUGUUAGCUAUAAUAUUUUCUCAUGAUCAUC
Pelmatolapia mariae (spotted tilapia) is the source of this 3026-nucleotide messenger RNA. RefSeq names its product proline-serine-threonine phosphatase interacting protein 2 (gene pstpip2). The transcript is spliced from 14 exons. Gene Ontology annotation, molecular function: actin filament binding. The record is from RefSeq and is a predicted model, not a curated record. Gene Ontology annotation, biological process: actin filament polymerization. Gene Ontology annotation, cellular component: plasma membrane; actin filament; cytoplasm. The coding region runs from base 62 to 1078 and encodes 338 amino acids. Lineage: Eukaryota; Metazoa; Chordata; Actinopteri; Cichliformes; Cichlidae.